Rangifer tarandus platyrhynchus (Svalbard reindeer) is the source of this 315-nucleotide messenger RNA. The record is from the annotation of a GenBank genome assembly. NCBI's taxonomy places the organism in Eukaryota, Metazoa, Chordata, Mammalia, Artiodactyla, Cervidae.
AUGAAAGCACAAACGUGUACUGAUGGGGAAGGUGGGGUGGGAAUUGAGUGGACAGGCAUGAGGGUAUGCUGUACAGUAACCAUCCUUUCUGAGCAAUCACUGGAUGGCGAGCGCUAUAUGUCUCAACAGCUCUGCAGUGUAUGUACAGUUGCCCUCACAGAGCCGAAGGAAACGCUGAGUGUCGCUCAGGUUCAGCGACGGAGCAGAGGCCGUGCAAUUAGGAAGUGGCAGGGCUGGGAUUCAGUCCAAAUACAGCCCAGCUUUCAGUCCGUUUUUAAUUUCUCUAUUCCCUGCCCUUGGAACAGACAGCUGUAA